This is a messenger RNA of Mytilus trossulus (common blue mussel), 2062 nucleotides long. Its product is annotated as beta-1,3-galactosyl-O-glycosyl-glycoprotein beta-1,6-N-acetylglucosaminyltransferase 3-like. Lineage: Eukaryota; Metazoa; Mollusca; Bivalvia; Mytilida; Mytilidae. Gene Ontology annotation, cellular component: membrane. Bases 411 to 1946 code for a protein of 511 amino acids. Gene Ontology annotation, molecular function: acetylglucosaminyltransferase activity. The record is from RefSeq and is a predicted model, not a curated record. The transcript has 2 exons.
UGAAAUGUAAAAUGUACCAACAGCGUUGUUCCUACUUAAAAACUAUUUGUAUAUGUAUAAAUGAUAAUGAUAGAAACGAUUUAUCUUGGUAUAUGGAAGCAUGAACGACAAUUUCAUAAGAAAAACAUCCAUUAUUAGAACGAACACAUGGAACAUUAAAAGCUGUAUCUUAGAAUCAAUGAAAUACACGGAUGACCAAAAUAAUAAAGAAGUAUGAAAGUUGACUGAGAAAAAAAAACACAGGAUAUAUUCUAUAUGAGAAGACGUAUAUAAUUUGCUGUUGAGAAAAAAGAAGAAAAUAGUGCAUCGAGUUCAGAAGCGAAGGAACAGUAAUAAAUAGCUAAAUGCUGAAGGUGUGCAUGGACUUUGGAUUUUCGUAUAUCUUGUAAUGGGACUACGGCACAUCAGCAAUGCCGCUGCGAAAUUGGUGUAUUACCACUUGUUGUAUACAAAUAGUUUCAUUCGUAACAUUUCUUGGUUUAUGGACAAAUACUGGAAGACAAGUUCUUUUGGUUGAGGAUAGUAAUCCAACAUCACCUGAAAAUGUAAUUAUAGCUCCAGAAAUUAACAAAUUGUAUAGGGAUAAUCCAGCACCAUGUACGGAGGUUCGAACUGGAAAUGAAAAUCCGUUAACGGACAGUUGUCUCCCCAUAAAAGGAAUCGGCACUAGUUGCGCUGCAUACUUUAUGGGGAAUAAACCAGUCACCCCUUUAAUAAGUCGUAAAGCAACAGGAAAGUGUCGACUGUAUAACUUAGUAUCAAACUGUUCGUUACUCAAAUUAGUCCAUGGAUAUGAAACUUUUCCGGUAUCGCAAGAGGAGAAAGCAUAUCCGCUAGCUUUUGCUAUUAAAUUUCAUCGCCUUCCAGAACAAGCUGAGCGUCUUCUUCGAACAAUCUAUCGCUCCCAUAACGUGUAUUGUAUUUAUAUAGAUGGUAAGGCUCCACAACUUCUCAUGGAGCUGAUGACGAGUAUAAGUAAAUGCCUACCAAAUGUACAUGUUGUGCAAAAUCCAAUUAAUGUGGUAUAUGCAAGCUCUUCGCAUAUGCAAACUGACUUUCAGUGUAUGAAGAUAGUUUCCAAAUCUAAUGUAAAAUGGAAAUACUACAUCAAUUUGACCGGACAGGAAUUUCCAUUAAAGUCAAAUUUGGAAAUGGUAAAAAUUCUUCAAGCAUUAAACGGUGCUAAUGAUAUCGAGUCAUACAGCUUGCCAGUAUUUUUAAAAUGGAGGUACGAAAAGGUUCAUAAAGUAGUCGCUAAUAAAUUAGUUGAUACUUCGAAGAAGAAAGAGCCAUUCAAAUAUAAAAUGCAAAUGAGUAAAGGUAGUGCGUACGGUGCUUUUACCAGAGAGUUCGUCAAUUUCAUACUCUCAGAUGACGUUGUGCAGGACUAUAUUAGCUGGCUCAAUGAUACGUAUUCACCGGAAGAGAAUAUUUGGGCUACAGUAAAUACACUACCGUGGGCGCCAGGUGGCUACAUGUCGGAGGUUCGACAUCGAUACGGAACGUUCUUAUCCAGAGCCAUUAUAUGGGAAGGAGAUAGGGUCAAAUGUUCUGGAAAAUUUGUAAGAGGUGUGUGUGUUUUCAGUAGAAAUGACUUACCAUGGCUUGUUGGUCAGAGACAAUUAUUUGCCAACAAGUUUGAUGAAUAUCAGGACAAGGUUGUCUUAGAUUGUUUGGAGUCUUUGGUGCGAAAUAAGACAUAUCAUCCUGCUGUUCACCUGCAAGACUGGUACCAUUAUCACAAUCUUCCUCACAGUAAAUUUUAUGCAGCGAUAUCAGAUAUGCAAAAAGAUCCAGAAUUUUUAUCGCGUCAGAAAACAGUCUGGCUUGAAAAUCAAAGGAACCAGAAAAACUACACUCUUUUUGAAAGAAAUAUACAAAAUGAAGCAGGACUGGAUAUGGCUGGUAGCUCUAUUAAUGUGUAUCAGAUAUACGGUAAAACGUGAAUACUUUAUUCUUGUAAGACAUUUAUUUCAAGAUAUAAAACGCUAAAUUGUGCCAAAUUAAACAAAACAAUGCUGUAAAUUCGGAGAGAAUAAUUCAUCCAUAUGAAUAUGUAAAU